Messenger RNA from Prorocentrum cordatum, 503 nucleotides. Lineage: Eukaryota; Dinophyceae; Prorocentrales; Prorocentraceae. The record is from the annotation of a GenBank genome assembly.
GCUGGGGAGCACAUGGGCUUCCUGGUUCUCCAGGAGGCCCUCACCAAACCUUCCAAGGCCUGGGUGGACUGCAAAGCGGUCCUCGAUCAGCACGCUAGGCCACUGCCGACACGUCUCAGCAGUAAGCUUAAGUACUCAGGCCUGCACAAGCUCGCGCUUGCGCGGGACAGCAGACACCACCUCGAGACGGCCUCUAAGGUCAAGAGCCAUCAGGAUGUGAACUCAUUGGCUGGGGAGGCCAGACUCGCUGCAGAGAUCAACACAGCAGCGGACAAGAUGGCGAAGGCGGCAAUGGACUGCCACCCAAGUUUCAACCCGACAGCGCUGCAGGAGCUGCAACGCAAAAUAGAGGCCGCUCGAGCGAUUGGUUUAUAUGCGCCCAGAGUUCUCGCCUUAUGCCAGCGCAACAGGCACAAGUGCGAGAGAGCCGCUCUGCCCUGUAAGGUUCAGGCCACCAUCGUCGUGCACGACUGGGAGGUUCUUCAGGGGCCGAUACCGUACAG